AUGCAGCUGUUUGAGUGGGCAUUUGGGAAGAAGCUUACGCCUCAAGAAAGGCUAAGAAAAAACCAAAGAGCUUUAGAAAAGACACAAAGAGAAUUAGAAAGAGAAAAGAAUAAACUAGAGCAGCAACAAAAGAAGUUGAUUGCAGAGAUAAAGAAAUCUGCAAAAAAUGGUCAAAUGGGUGCUUGUAAAAUACAAGCUAAAGAUCUUGUGAGAACUAAAAGAUACAUUGAAAAAUUUAACAGCAUGAAGACCUCAUUACAAGCUAUAUCAUUGAGAAUUCAAGCUGUUAGAAGUAGUGAUCAAAUGACCCAAUCAAUGAAAGAUGCAACAAGAUUAUUAGGAUCAAUGAACCGUUCAAUGAAUUUACCACAGUUGCAAAAAAUAGCCAUGGAUUUUGAGAAAGAAAAUGAUAUAAUGGAUCAAAGACAAGAAAUGAUGGAUGAUGCUAUAGAUGAUGCAAUUGGUGAUGAAUACGAAGAUGAUGAAGAAGCUGAUGAAAUUGUCAAUAAAGUUUUGGAUGAAAUUGGUGUUGAUUUGAAUUCACAAAUGAAGGACACUCCUCAAGGUUUGGAUACUGGUGUUGCUGAAAGGGAGCGUGUCCCUCAAGCUGUAGGUGCUAAUGGUGAGGGCGAUGGUGAAGAUGAUGAUUUACAAGCAAGAUUGAAUAGUCUAAAGAAACGUUGA
Messenger RNA from Hansenula anomala, 684 nucleotides. RefSeq names its product ESCRT-III subunit protein DID4 (gene DID4). The record is from RefSeq and is a predicted model, not a curated record. NCBI's taxonomy places the organism in Eukaryota, Fungi, Ascomycota, Saccharomycetes, Phaffomycetales, Wickerhamomycetaceae. Bases 1 to 684 code for a protein of 227 amino acids. The transcript is spliced from 4 exons. Gene Ontology annotation, cellular component: multivesicular body; ESCRT III complex. Gene Ontology annotation, biological process: protein transport; endosome transport via multivesicular body sorting pathway; late endosome to vacuole transport.